Molecule: messenger RNA, 999 nt
Organism: Prunus armeniaca (apricot)
Lineage: Eukaryota; Viridiplantae; Streptophyta; Magnoliopsida; Rosales; Rosaceae
Source: the annotation of a GenBank genome assembly
AUGUGUAACUCUGCUGGCAGUGCGGUUUCAUUUUCAUCAACUUCUCCAGGAGAUGAUCGGACGGCUGUUAGUGUAAUCAGGACCAGGUCCUCUAGAGCUCCCCCUUCUUCAUUCUUAAUGAGAAUGGCUAUGAGAAUAUCAAGAGCAAGGUGGUUCAUCUUCUUAAGAAGAGUAUUCCACUACCAAAAUGGUUCAAGGUCUGAUCUUGGGUCAAACCCUUUCAAUUCCAGCACUUGGAUGAUGCUGGAAUUUAUUGCUUUGGUUGUUCAAAUAAGUAUCACCACAAUGACUUUGGCUGUUUCAAAGAAGGAGAGGCCGGUUUGGCCUAUGAGAAUUUGGAUUGUUGGGUAUGAUAUUGGUUGUGUUCUCAAUUUGCUGGUGCUCUUCGGGCGUUACAGGCUACUUUAUUUGUCUCAAGGAGAUGGUUUCAACCUCUCUGACAUGGAACAGCAGAGAAGCACUGAAGAAUCCAGGACCACACAUUUGAUGAACCGGUGUAGGACCUCACUUGAGCUAUUCUUUGCAAUAUGGUUUGUAAUGGGUAAUGUUUGGGUCUUCGAUUCUCGCUUUAGUUCUUUUCCUGGAGCUCCAAAACUCCAUGUGCUCUGCAUCUCUCUGCUUGCUUGGAAUGCCAUCAGCUACUCUUUUCCCUUCCUGCUGUUUGUGCUGCUAUGCUGCUGUGUUCCCCUAAUGAGCAGCCUGCUUGGAUACAACAUGAACAUGGGGUCCAUUGAUAAAGCAGCAUCUGAUGACCAAAUUUCUCAGCUUCCCAGCUGGAGAUAUAAAGAAGUUAACACCAAAGUAGAGCUCGGAAAUGAUUGUGAUUCAGGAUGCCUUGCAAAUGAAGAUCCAGAUUGCUGUAUUUGCCUGGCUAAAUAUAAAGACACGGAAGAAGUAAGGCAGUUGCCAUGUUCGCAUAUGUUUCACCUCAAGUGCGUUGAUCAGUGGCUCAGGAUCAUAUCUUGUUGUCCUCUUUGCAAGCAAGAACUGCAGAGAUAG